Messenger RNA from Funneliformis geosporum, 1515 nucleotides. NCBI's taxonomy places the organism in Eukaryota, Fungi, Glomeromycota, Glomeromycetes, Glomerales, Glomeraceae. The record is from the annotation of a GenBank genome assembly.
AUGGGACUAGAUUACAAAAUUAAUUUUCGACCCGGUAAAGGAGAUAAAAUCGAUGAAUUGCAUGAAAGAGUGGCUCAAAGGAUUUUAAGAGUUUGUAAGUCUAAUGGUGGAUUAUAUAUUAAGCUAGGACAAGCCAUACAAGUACAAUCUGCUAUUUUACCACCAGCUUAUCAAAGAACCUUUAAAACGAUGUAUGAUGACGCACCAGCUGUUGAUUUUGAUCAGGUGAUAAAGAUAUUUCAUAAUGAUUUUAACUGUCAUCCAGACGACAUGUUUGAUGAUUUUGAACGUACUGCAAUAGCUUCAGCUAGUGUUGCUCAAGUGCAUCGUGCAAAACUUAAAGAUGGAACCCCUGUUGCUGUUAAAGUUCAAAAACCAGAUAUCGGGAAACAGAUGAAUUGGGAUUUGAUGGCUUAUAAAAUGCUAAUGCAUGUAUACGAAUAUAUUUUUGACCUUCCUCUUACAUGGACCGCCGAAACGCAAGACAAACAUUUAAGGGCUGAAGUGGAUUUUAUAAACGAGGGUAAAAAUUCCGAGAAGGCAAAGAAACAUUUUGUGAGCAUUAGAUCUUUAAGGGAUAAGGUUUACGUUCCUAAUGUAUUUUGGGAUUAUACAAGCUCCCGAGUUUUAACCUGUGAAUGGAUUGAUGGUGUUAAAGUCACCGAUAAAGAAGGAUUAGAAAGGCAAAUUUUCCUUACUGGUUUUGUACAUGCUGAUCCGCAUCCAGGUAAUGUAUUUGUUAGACCUCAUCCUAAUAGAUCAAAGAAUUAUCAGAUUGUCUUGAUUGAUCAUGGAUUAUACGUGGAAGAAUCUGUUGUCUUCCGUCAUCAAUAUUGUUUAUUCUGGAAAUCGCUAUUUAUGAUGGAUACUGAUAUGAUUAACCAAAUAUGCCAGGAAUGGGGUAUAAACGAACCAGAAAUGUUUGCGAGUGCAACGUUAAUGAAACCGUAUAAGCAAAAGACGGCACUUCACAUCUCUUCCAAUCAACGUAUGACUAUGCAAGAUGCAUAUAAGCUGCAAAUGGUAUUAAAGGAGAGAAUAAAAAAAUUUUUAUCAGACACAGAGUUAAUUCCAAGAGAAUUAAUUUUCGUAGGAAGAAAUAUGAAUAUAGUGAGAUCACUUAAUAGAGAAUUGGGCAGCCCAGUAAAUCGUAUAAAUGUCAUGGGAACCUGGGCGGUAAAAGGGUUAGGUUCGGAUUGGUCAAAUUGGGGUGGUAAUGCAAAAACUUUUGACGAGAAACAUCGGCAAUUAAUAGAUAAAGGAAAUAGUUUCUCCGGAUUUUUCGGGCAACUUUCUUUUAUAUUACAAAGCAGGUUUAAUUAUUGGUUAUUUAGAGGUACCUUAUUAAUGAUAAGUAUAGGAUUCUAUAUUACUAAAUUAAAGGAGUCUAUUGGAAGUUUGAUAUAUGGUAGGGGCAAUUCAAGAGGGUUUGAAGAUAUCUUGGAUGAUAGAUUGAAACAAACUAUUGAAGAAAAUCUUGGUAUUGUGCUUGAUCAAAAUGUUUUUGAAGGAUAA